Mizuhopecten yessoensis (Yesso scallop) is the source of this 723-nucleotide messenger RNA. RefSeq names its product extensin-1-like. The coding region runs from base 1 to 723 and encodes 240 amino acids. Lineage: Eukaryota; Metazoa; Mollusca; Bivalvia; Pectinida; Pectinidae. The record is from RefSeq and is a predicted model, not a curated record. The transcript has a single exon.
AUGCAUGGAAGCUCGGGGUGUAUCGUUCCCCGAUUUCAAGAUAUCCAGAUACCACCAGAAAGCAGAAAAUUAUAUGUACAUCUACCCCGGAAAGCAGGACGUCGCUUCACCCGGUCAUGCCCCUUCGCUACGGGACAGACCCCUCACCAAACGGUUAUGUCCCAUCUUUCGUUCACUCCCGGACAGACGCCCAACCAACCGGUCAUGCCCCAUACAACGUUCACUGCCGGACAGACACCCAAACAACCGGUCUUGUCCUACCCAACAUUCACUGCCGGACAGACACUCCAUCAACCGGUCAAUGUCGUACCCAAGUUCGUUCACUGCCGGACAGACACCCCACCAACCUGUCAUGUCCUACCGUACGUUCACUGCCGGACAGAAGACACCCCACCAACCGGUCAUGUCCUACCCAACGUUCACUACCGGACAGACACCCCACCAACCGGUCAUGUCCUACCCAACGUUCACUGCCGGACAGACACUCCACCAACCGGUCAUGUCCUACCCGACGUUCACGGGCGGACAGACACCCCACCAACCUGUCAGACACCCCACCAACCUGUCAUGUCCUACCCAACGUUCAAUGCCGAACAGACACCCAACCAACCUGUCAUGUCCAACUCAACGUUCACUGCCGGACAGACACCCCACCAACCUGUCAUGUCCUACCCAAAGUUCACUGCAGGACAGACACCCCACCAACCUGUCAUGUCCUACUAA